UUGAUUGCACUUUUCACAGCUGUUCCUUUCGUAUUUAAUUUCUUUAUUUAAAAAUGGAUUAUUUACGUCCUAUAUGGAACUGUUUUACAACAUUUUGUAGCUGUUUACAUUGUUCGGAAGAGUUAAACAACCAGGGGUAUGAACCUAGUGAACGUACUCACCUUUUAGCUGAUCCAGUUAAUAAUAGUCCGGCGCUUCGGAGAACAAAUUCUGAUAACAUAAGCAAUGACUACGCCCAUUCACUUCCGAAAAAAGAUGAUCAAAACGCACUUUGUCGUUUAGUUCAAAACACAGCCAUCAAUAUGAUUGAUGUUGGUGCGAUGGACUCCCAUAAUUUGGAGCAUCAGGAAUGUGAUGAUAGGAUUAAAUUAUAUUCCCAACGUUUGCAACAACAGUGGAGUAAUGUUCAGCAUCCUUCAAAAAUGUAUACAGGUAUAUUGAAGGAUAUUUCAAACCCAGAAAGGUAUUUAGCUACGCCUAUUCUCUUUGAUGAUAUUAUUCAGAUUAAUAAUGCUAUUCAACAAUUUCAUAUAGCAUUACAGGAGGUUAAAAUAGAACACAAAGAAUCUAUUGUUGUUUCGUUUAGAAUCCCCUAAUUAUAUAUAAAUAUAAAAAAUGUGUUUAUACGUCAUACAUGGAACUUAUUGAUUAUGUGAACUAUCAAUUUGCUGUUUAUUUGCCAUUUCCAACAAAUUAAUUUUUAAUUGAUUUAUUUCUAUAUUUAAUGAAAAAUUAUUUUGUUUGCUUUUUAUAAAAAUGAAAAACAAUACACACAUAAUUCACAAAACAUAAAUGUAUUUAAACGUGCUAA
Lucilia cuprina (Australian sheep blowfly) is the source of this 811-nucleotide messenger RNA. RefSeq lists its product as uncharacterized. Gene Ontology annotation, cellular component: Ragulator complex; membrane raft; lysosome. Gene Ontology annotation, molecular function: guanyl-nucleotide exchange factor activity; molecular adaptor activity. Lineage: Eukaryota; Metazoa; Arthropoda; Insecta; Diptera; Calliphoridae. The record is from RefSeq and is a predicted model, not a curated record. The coding region runs from base 54 to 596 and encodes 180 amino acids. Gene Ontology annotation, biological process: positive regulation of TOR signaling; endosomal transport; cellular response to amino acid stimulus. The transcript is spliced from 5 exons.